UUGAAUUAUGUGAAAUCAUCAGACACUGGGUUUGAUAAUGGAUGAUGAUAAUGGAUGAGCAACGAAUCCAAUAUUAACUUAGGAAUAUUUUUACGCUACAGAUAUGGCAUCUUCUUCUGAGGAAACUAAGAUUAUUUAUCAUGUGGAUGACGAAGAAACACCAUAUCUAGUAAAAAUUCCAAAGCCACCAGCUCAAGUAACACUAGGAGACUUUAAAAAUGUUAUCAACCGACCAAACUAUAAAUUUUUCUUUAAAUCCAUGGACGAUGAUUUUGGAGUGGUGAAAGAAGAAAUUAUUGAAGAUGAUGCACUACUACCAUGUUUUAAUGGCCGUGUUGUUUCAUGGGUUGUUCCUCCUGAUGAGGAUGGAGCUUCGAAUCAUUCUGGUGAAGGCAUGUUCAACCCUUUACCAAAUGUGUCAAGAUCAAGUACAAUUCGCAGUGCUAAGGAUCGUAAUGUAGAAUCCGAUGCUGAAUCAAUAGUGUCUCGAAAGAGUUCAAGGUCUCGUACAAGUAGAAGAUAUGAAAGUGAUGCUGAAAGACGCCCAAGACGCAUGCAUCGUGAAAACCGUUCAGAAUUUGAUGCCUCCUCUGUAAUGAGUAGUGAUUUGGAAACUACAAGUUUCGUUGAUUCUGAUGAAGAAAGUCAAAUGUCAAGCGCAACAGAAAGCUCAAGAUAUGUAGGCGGUCAAAGAAGAAGACGAAGAAGAAGACAACGCAUGCCAAGAGUAGAAAGGUGCUCUUCAUUCAGUACCAUCACUGAAUCUACAAUGUCCCUAAACAUAAUUACAGUUACGCUCAAUAUGGAUAAAAUCAACUUUCUUGGUAUCAGUAUUGUUGGUCAAGCAAACAAGAAAGGCGAUGGUGGAAUAUAUGUUGGCUCUGUGAUGAAAGGGGGAGCUGUAGAUGCUGAUGGACGAGUUGAACCAGGAGAUAUGAUCUUAGCUGUUGGCGAUACAAAUUUCGAAAAUAUGAGUAACGACGACGCAGUGCGAGUGUUACGAGAAUGUGUGCACAAACCAGGCCCUAUCACCUUGACUGUUGCUAAAUGUUGGGACCCUACGCCGAAAGGCUACUUCGCAGUACCUAAGAAUGACGUAACGAGACCCAUCGAUCCUGCAGCAUGGCUACAACAUUCAGAAGCAGUUCGAGCUUCUGGUGGCUUACUUGGUCGAGGUACUGGCAGUCCUUCAAUGAGUACGAUGACUUCAACCAGCGAUUCUUUAACAAGCUCUAUCCCAGAAGCUGAUCGCUACCUUGAUAAUCCAGACGGGCUGGACUUCGGUUUAACUAUAGACACUGAUAUGCACACUAUUGUAAAAGUAAUGGCUUCGUCCGACUCUGGUUUGGUCGUUCGAGACAGGAUGUGGUUGAAAAUUACUAUCCCAAACGCUUUCAUCGGUUCGGACUUAGUGGAUUGGUUAUUUGCUCACGUCGAAGGAUUCCAAGAUAGACGGGACGCUCGUAAAUAUGCGUCGAAACUCCUCAAGACUGGACUCAUUCGUCACACCGUGAACAAAAUCACAUUUUCGGAGCAAUGUUAUUACGUCUUUGGUGAUUUAACCAACCGCAUGAAAGGUCUCUCCAUUCAAGAUAUAGAGGGUAGCGAAGAAGAUAGUUUAGCGCCAAUAGCUUCCACGGCACCCUCUCAUAUCGGCUCGUGGAUUGGUCAAUCACAAGGCAAUUAUAUCAUGUCUGCUGGUGGUGUGCCCAUGAUUCCUGCACAGUUAAUGGGUAUGGGACCUGGUUCUGACGCUGGCGGACCUCCUUCCUAUCAACAGUGCUACCCACAGGUAUAUCCUGGUUACCAAUUCUUCUCUCAACAUCCUGGCAGCAUCGCCAACAGUCAAGGAGUGCCAAGCCAUCACACUGGUGGCAGUGGUAGCAACCACAGCGGCUCUGCUAAGAGUGGUUCACUAAAGAAUUCCCAGCGCGAUCCAGACCAAGUCACCAUACGAAGUAGUGGAUCUUCCGAGCGAAGUCACAGCAGUAAAGGCUCGAAACGGGAAAUGAAUGACAAAUCGUCACUCGCCUCAUUCCAACUCGACACCGUGAGUUUAAGAAGCGAAGCGAUGUCCGAACACAGCGUAGCUAGUGUGCGUAGUAACUCACAGAUGGUCCCUAUGGGCGGGAUGGUUAUGGGAAUGCCUGGUGCGCAACUUCCUCCUGGUGGUGUGAUGUUAGCUAUGCCACCGCAACCAAACCAAAUGAUGCAAGCACAGCAACAACAACAGCAGCAGCAAGCAAGUAAUCUUGAAUCUAUGCCGUCAAGUUUGACCGCGAGUAGGCAGAGUUUCCGAAUGGCUAUGGGUAAUUCGUCCAACGAAUUUUUUGUUGACGUGAUGUAGUCUCAUUUUUUUCGCAGCAGUUAAUGCUUUAUUUUAUUGAGACUGACUGACUCUGUCGUCUUCUCCACUAAAACGGUGGGAAGACGAUUUUUUACAACGAAGAAAAGUAGAUAUUUAUAAAUUAUAUUUUUAUUCUUUAUCUAAGUUAGAUUAUUAAUAUUUACUAUAUGCGUACCUGGAAUAUUUCGUAAACCAAGAAAUGGACAGGUCAGUGGACAGGUCAUACAAAGCGAGUUGUUGGUUUUGUUUGAAUUUAAGGACAUUUUUAUUUACUUUUUUUUGCAACUUGGGUUGAGUGUUUAACUAUGUUUGGAUUUUUGAAUAGGCGUUUCUUUGUGUGAAGUCGUAGUAAAUACUAAAACGCAUGCAGGGAUGUCCAGUGGCGAAGUGGUAAACAGCUUGUUAUAUAUGUAUGUGUUUUUUUAUACUUAAAAUUAACUUAAAUUUCUUUUUUUAUGCUGUAUACUGAAUGAUAUUUAGAUUUUGUGUGUUUAUGUAUAUAUACAUAGUGUGUUGAGCGUAGGCUUACAUGAAAACUUAUUGAGAAUACUCAGAACAAACACA
Messenger RNA from Hydractinia symbiolongicarpus, 2911 nucleotides. Its product is annotated as segment polarity protein dishevelled homolog DVL-3-like. Bases 104 to 2347 code for a protein of 747 amino acids. Lineage: Eukaryota; Metazoa; Cnidaria; Hydrozoa; Anthoathecata; Hydractiniidae. Gene Ontology annotation, molecular function: protein binding. The transcript has 16 exons. Gene Ontology annotation, biological process: intracellular signal transduction; canonical Wnt signaling pathway. Gene Ontology annotation, cellular component: cytosol. The record is from RefSeq and is a predicted model, not a curated record.